Molecule: messenger RNA, 2137 nt
Organism: Fragaria vesca subsp. vesca
Lineage: Eukaryota; Viridiplantae; Streptophyta; Magnoliopsida; Rosales; Rosaceae
Product: probable U3 small nucleolar RNA-associated protein 7-like
Exons: 9
Coding region: 369-1985 (538 amino acids)
Biological process (GO): maturation of SSU-rRNA from tricistronic rRNA transcript (SSU-rRNA, 5.8S rRNA, LSU-rRNA)
Cellular component (GO): small-subunit processome; 90S preribosome; nucleolus
Molecular function (GO): protein binding
Source: RefSeq, a predicted model, not a curated record
CCGGGAAAGCCAACGUGAUCUUUGUUGUUGUGGGUCCCGCAACCCAAGUGCUUGCUGGCGGUGUGGUUUAUGAGACGACGUCGUCCUCGUCAACUCUUAAGCGGAAUAUUCGCUGCUGGAGUGGAUAUUCUGCAACGCGUUGUUAUUGUUUACGCUUUUGACCCGAAUGGCCCGUUACAUGAUUCGGGUUGCCCCAUAGGCCCAAAUUUUCUCUUUUGGUCUAAACCCUACCGUUUUCUGGAGGGUUUUGGUGUCUGAGAUAAAGCGCAUAGAGGAUUUUGGGUGUGUUCCUCUUUGCUUUGGUGUGUCUGCUGCUACUGUAUGAGUGAUAAAGUUUGAUUGCAUUACGGAGCGGCGGAGUAAGGAAGAUGGGUGUGAAGGGUGUGCAUCAAGGCCAUGGUGCCAUUGUGCUUCCAAUAGAACAGAAGCUCAAUGAUGAGAUGGAUAUAAGGAAGGACAAGUAUCUUAGAGGUGGAGAAGCUAAUCUUGAGGCUUUGAAAGAUAAAAAGUUGAAGGGUCAACUAGCUGUUAGAGAAGAUUUACAUCUCAGAACUGCACAAGCUGCGGCUAAGGCUGAGAAGUACCUUCUGCCUAGUGAAGAAGGUUAUUUGGAGCCUGAAGGCUUAGAGAAGACAUGGAGGAUCAAACAGGACGCAAUAGCCCCUGCAGUAGAUGUCUUAAGUGCAAGGAAUCAAUACGAUAUUGUUGUACCAGAUCUCGGUCCGUACAGGCUGGAUUUCACGCCAAGUGGUCGAUACAUGACGGUCGGUGGACAGAAGGGCCAUCUAGCUAUUGUAGACAUGAAGCAAAUGAGCCUGAUCAAAGAAUUUCAGGUUAGGGAGACAGUUCGCGAUGUGGUAUUCUUGCAUGAUGAGACGAUGUUUGCUGCAGCCCAGAAAAAGUACCCAUAUAUUUAUAAUCGGGAUGGAACUGAACUUCACUGCUUAAAGGAACAUGGUGCAGCUCUAAGGCUUCGUUAUCUUGAACAACACAGACUAUUGGCAUCAAUAAAUGAAUAUGGCCAGCUUCAUUAUCAGGAUGUAACAGAUGGUAGGAUGAUUGGUAGUUACAGGACAGGCUUUGGCCGUACUGAUGUGAUGCAGGUGAACCGCCACAAUGCACUUCUUUCAUUGGGUCAUUCAGGUGGUAAAGUUACCAUGUGGAGUCCUACAAGCUCUUCUGCUGUUAUUGAGAUGCUGUGCCACAGGGGACCCAUCUCAGCAAUAGCUUUCCACCCUACCAAUCGCGAUCUAAUGGCCACAUCUGGGAAAGAGAAAAAAGUUAAGCUCUGGGACAUGAGGAAUCUUCAGGGGCCACUCCAGACGUUAUCAGGUCAGGCAGAGACUCUGGAUUUCAGUCAAAAGGGUCUGCUCGCUCGUGGAACUGGAUCUUUUCUACAGGUCCUGAGAGAUUCUUCUGGGAAUCAGAAGUACGAGAAAUAUAUGACUCAUCCAUUAGUUAAAGGUUACCAAAUAGAAAAGGUGUUGUUUCGACCGUAUGAAGAUGUUUUAUGCAUCGGGCACUCCAUGGGGUGGUCUAGUAUUCUGAUACCUGGUUCUGGGAACCCCAAUUUUGAUUCGUGGGUGGCAAAUCCAUUUGAAACACGUAAACAGAGAAGAGAGAGGGAAGUGCACUCUCUGCUUGAUAAGCUCCCACCUGAGACAAUUAUGUUUGAUCCCACAAAGAUUGGCACAGUGAAACCUCCAAGGAAAGAGAAACCAACAAAGGAGGAAAAAGUGGCUGAGCUGGAAGCUGCUGUUGAAGAUGCUAAGGACAUUGUCCCGAAGAAGAAAACAAAGGGGAGGAGUAAGCCAAGUAAGAUGAAGAAGAAGAAGCAGGAGCUAAUUGCCGGUGCCAAGAGGCCUUUCUUGGAACAGAAAAUGAAAGAGGAUGAACAAGCGGCUAGAAAGAAGCAGAAAGCAUUGGAGCAAGUGGAACUACCAACAUCAUUGCAGCGGUUUGCUCGCAAGAAAGCAGCUACAUGAUCGUGCUAAUGCAGACUGUUUCUAGUGAAUUUUAGUCAUGGCUUUCUAGCAAUUGUAAUGCAUUUUAAUGUUAUUCAUUUGUGAUAUCUGUUGUUAUCUUGAGUUGGUUAUUUUUUACAAUUUUGCCUUAUGUAUCAGAAAAGGUUAUAUCC